GCCACCAUAACACCAAUGCCAUAACUGUGCCAUGACUGUGCUAAACCAUAGCCUGCUAAACGCUUGAUAUGCUGUUCUUUUCCGUUGUCUUUUCUUGUGACGCUUUGUAAGCAGUGAUACUGGCACCAUUGGUACCAUUUCCAAUAUGUACCGCACAAGCGGGUUCUAUUGGAAUACACAGUAGCUGUGUACUUUUCUUUGGAUUUUGUAGAACAAGUCGUGAGAGUAACCAGUUGACUGGGAGCUCGCUUUGCGGCGACAUUCAAGAUGUAAACGAUUGGCUCGGCUAGCUCGGCGCUUGUGACAUCUGAGAAACUUUCUGCAGUUCAACAUGCCGACGGUCAUCCUGCUAGAUGUGUCGCUGUCCAUGUGUCGACCUGUGACGACACCCGACAGCUCGGAAUCGCUCCAGCUGCGCCAACUGGCCGUGCAUGGCAUCAAUGCUUUCCUCGAUCACAUGGCACAACAUUGUAAACUGGAAUUUUGUGCAUUGGUGGUAUUCUCAUCACUUUGGGAACUGGUGGUGCCAUUCACACGCGACACCGAGAGCAUCAAGGCAGCCUUGGUGCAGAUGGAGUGCCACGAUCGCACAGACCUCAACCUUGGUUUGCAGGGAGCACGACAAGUGCUCCUCGAUGAAUGGGGUUCUGCAAUGCCAGCACAGGUAAUUCUUGUCACCGAUGGUGCCCUUAGUGGCUGGCGGGGAUCAGAGGAUGGCGGUCCAGGACGGCUACAUGCUGUCUGCCUGCACCCUGCAACUGGCGCGCCACCCCCAGCUCUUGGUCCACUGGGGCGCCUAGCUCAGCGAAUGGGCGGCCGUCUGUUCCUGCCCGAAGGAGGCCUGUCAAUCCGUAGUGUGCAGCAAGCUUUUCUGAAUUUGGCGCAGGCACAGUAUGCACCUUUUCACGGCGUGCUGCGUUGUGGCCAGCUCUGGUCCAGUGUCAGCCUCUGUCCACCACCAGAACCCCAGAAGAGGCCACAGGACUUUGGCUGGGCCCAGCCAUCAACGACCAUCCAGGUUUGCGGCUUCCUUGGGCUGCAACAGGUGGCUAAUCCACCAACUCUGUCCCGUCACUUGGUGCUCCCUGCACCAGGUCCUGAAGAGGCAAGACCCACUGAACCCAAGGAAGGAGGACGUACAGGCGAAGAAGAAGAAGACAGCGAUGAAGGCAAACAACCAUCUUUCUGUGUCUUGUUGCACGGGAGCCUCAAGGUUGAAGGCAUGGUGGCCCUAUGCCAGAUAGGACAGGACUGGUACGGCAUGCUCUACUCCUGGGCUGACAGCAAGAAAAAGUCAAAUCUUAUGCUGUCUACCUUUGAGCCAGGGCUCGAGGCAGUGCCGUGGCUUGGCAAGUUGGACCAUUUGGGACCGCAGGCACUGGCUCCUUUGGGGAGCGAAGCACUUCCUGUUAAGUCAAACGACAAGCACAGCUACUCGCACAACUCGGUCGUGUGGAUCCGCCAGUCUGACCUGCAGGCAGACAUCCAGAAGAUUCUGCGGCAUGCACGGAAGCUGCCAGAAAAGACGGCAAACUUCUAUAAGGAAUUGAACCGACUGCGGCGCGCUGCACUCUCGCUUGGAUUUCACGAGCUUUUGGAAGGCAUGGCCACAAUUCUAGAGCGAGAGUGCACACUGCUGCCAGGCUCGGCUCAUCCGGAUGCUGCCCUGCAGCUGAGCCAUGCGUCGUCAUUCUUGAGGGGCCCCAGCUGCAAGGACUACACGGCGGCAUUGACACCACUGCGAACCAAGUUCUCUUCUCAAGACUGAUCAUCGAAAAGUGCUGUAGAGAGACAUUCAUAUGGGUGAAGGCGUCUGUUGUACCCAUGUCACACAUGUGCUUUCGAUGACAGUUGAAACCAGUGACCUCCUGUUAGUUCUUUCAAGAAAGAUUUUCCUCAACAGAGGCACUAGUUGUUUGUUUCAGUAGCUGUUGAAUGUAUAUCUGUAUGACACAGGUAUGACGUGCAGCACACCAAACCCAAGUUGGAAAAGACGCAUAUAAAUGAACCACUGUCUGUGGUACUUAUCACCUCAUAUGUAAUUUUCCUGUCCUGACAUGUUUUUUUUUUUGCUGUAAUGUUAGUCCUUACACAGUUGAACAAGGAACUUGUAAAUACAUGGUAGGCACUUUAUGUUGUACCCUUUAUACGCACUUGCAAUGUGAUAUGAGCUUUUGUAAAUUACUUGUGAAUAUUUAUCUCUGUGUCUGGAAGUGACAGUCAAAAGUGUGAUACGGGCACUGUUUAUAAGAUUAAGGUAAUGUUACAUUCAUAAGUUCGUGUGCCUAAACACAGCAUUAUUGGAACUCUUCUACUGAAACCUUGAGAAGACCUUCAUGCUAUUACAUUCCUGGAAGCAACAUUGAAAUAGGCUGUUAAGUUAGAAUAUAGCACGGACACAUUAUGCAGACAUUUCCCAAAGAAUAAAUUGGCAAAUGCAGUUAAAUCUUUUAACAAAAUUGAUUUUACAGCUGAAAAAAUUGUGUAAUCAUAGUUUUUAACAGUGCAGAUGAUCUUAUUCCCAUAACAGUCGUAUUGGCUGACACGACAUGAAUGGGCAAUUUUGAGCAAUGUUAAGGCUGUGUUGAGGAAAAUAGCCCAUUUUUGAUGCCAUAGCUGAAAAGACCGCCAUUACCGGUUGCCAGAAGUGACGCAUGACUUGAUGCAAGGCACCUCGGCAUGACCUUCGGGAUAAGCCCAGACCACACGUAUGCUUGCUUUUGAUAGCGCUUUACAAUGUGCGACCUGGAUUUGGCCACAAUCCAUUCGUCAAACUGGUGCAGGGCAAAGCCGGUCCACAUCACGUAGCAUGGCCCGACUGGAGUUGCGCAUAGCUGCGUGUGCUACAUAGCGCAGCUGCCCUGUGGUGUCAUGAUGAGCCUGCUCGCCAUUGAUGCGCUCGGACAACUGCACGCUCCGAUUAGUUUUUGCGGGUGACCUAGCUCCAGGUGCUUGCAAUGUGAGCCAGCCGAAGUGCCUGGCACCCGCAGUGUGCUGAAAGAAUUUUGGAGGCGGUGUGUUCGAAUUUGUCAUAGUGGCAACACCAGAUGCACACAUUGUCCGCUCAGGUGCUAUUAAAAGCUGCUAACAAGAAAACUAUACAAUUACCAGCCCUGUGGCCUUGCCAAGAUUGCUUCAGUCUGAUUCACUACUCAUUUAUAGCAAACUUAGCCGAAGUGAAAUUUAGUUACAGUUGGCCUUUCAUGAAGGAAGAAAGAAAUAAUCGGGUAGCCAGCACGUAAGUGUACGAAUGCAUCAAUGGUAAUUUGUACAUGGCAUGCUACCUAGAAAAGCCAAGGUUUAAGAAAUUGUUUCUUUGUCUGGAAACAAAACCAGUAAAGUUUUGAUAGUGUCCAUUCUACAGGACUGGUCAAUUCACAUCUUGCUCUUGGUAGUCUAUCAAUGAUACGUACUUGUGGGGUUAAAAGGAGACGCUACAUUCAAGAAAAAUACCAUCGAAGGAAAGAUUUCUGGCUUAAUUCACUAAGCACCACUUGGAAAAUUGUUUCUCUCCCCUAAAUAAAAUGCAUGAAAAGUUCACAGAAUGUAAAACCACUGCCACAUGCAAGCCAUGAUUAGUGCUACAUGUAUAUACAUGUGGCAUGCUAGAGCUGUUAGGACUCUGCAUUACCACAAAUGGGGUGUGUACACUAGGUUUUAUUGUUAGUAAAAUUUAAAAAAUGUAGUCACCUGCAUGAAUGGUUGGUAAUGUGCAGAAGAGAAGAACCCACUAUUGUGCAACAUAAGCAUAAUGGGCUAACUUUGCGGUGUGCAAAGCAGUGGCUUGGAAGCACUGUGAUAGGAUGUCAGUGGUGACAAUGGGGUGCACAGGGCUACUGAUUGAGAAAAAAUGUGCACAGCUAUCAAUAUGUUCAAGUUAAAACUGUGAUUUUCUGUACUUGAGAAGUUUUCAGGAUAGUUAGAAAGCAAAUGAAAAAAAUCUGGUAGGACUUCCAGUGUGCUGAGCAUUGCUUUGAGAGAGAUGAAUACCAUGUAUGGAUUUCUUUCCUCUCUUACUGUACCACGAAUGCUGAGCAAUGCCCUUAACCCUUUAACCCCCAAUCUCAAGUUGUACUCGGCAUGGGAGGUUCUACCCAGUUGUACCAAUAUUGCCAAUGACGAGCACGGUCAGUAAUUGGCUUUGGUUUCAGUUUUCAACACUACAAAGCAAUGCAAGUUCGGAUUAAGGAUCAAGUGAUGUAUUUUCAGAAUCAGAAAUGACUGCAAAAAUUUAUUGCAUAAAAGAAUUGGGAAAAUUUAGCAGUAUGCUUUUCUGGAAUUAAUUUUAGUGUUAAAGCGUUAGGACUCACUCCCACUUCAAUCAUCUCAACAAUUGCAAAUAGUGUUUAAUAAUUGCGUGCUAUUAAAUUAACACAAUUGCACAUUCAGUCUAGUCACUGUAACUCCUGCCAUCAGAGGACAGGAUAUGGUGAACACUCAUUAAUAUCACAAAUGAAGCCAAAUGGGGUUCAUGCAAAUGGGGUUCGAAGGCGAAAUGUGUGUGCACUUGUAUUUAACUGCACAUUAAAGAGCCCUCCAUGUGGUCUAAAUUAAUCCACUCUUCUGCUAUGGCUUCCCUUGUAAGCCACAAUGCAGCUUUUGAACUUAAAGCUUUGGUGAUCAUGAUGUGUCACCAUAUCUUGACACACAUUUUAGGAUAUCCGUAGUGUGUUUGAACAACACAAAGCCUAUCGUGCUACAACUUUACAUGCUCAGACAUUACGAUGUGCCUAUGUUGAGCAGGGAGCAGCUGAAGACUCUUUCAUGCAGUUUUAUUUAUUUGUAUGGUGUGUCUGCUAAAAUAAGUGAGAUAUUUAAUCAUUGCUAUAGUACUCAACAUGGCGUUGCAUGCAGAGCAUUCUGGUGGAACUAUGGGGCAUUGUUCAUAAAAUGAAGUGAAUGAUGCUUUUUCAUCAUCUGUGCAGUAUUUUUACAUUGACACAGUGUGGUUAUAAUUGAUGAGCAUCCAGUUUGAGGUAGGCUGCUGGCUGGUGCAUGCCUUCAUUAUUGAUUCUGGUCAGUGGUCUAAGCCACCUUUCUUGCUUCAGGAUUGUCCUGGCUUGUCUUGCUGCUCCGAGUUCAAGGCAGCUGUCUCCACAGUCCUCUUGAUCAUUGAUUGUAAGGUGUUCAGGGGCUUCACGUGUUGGUAGUACGUGUGCACUCGACGUGUGUAGUGACUCUGCAACAGCAUACAUUAGGGACAUGAGGCUUGAGACUCUACAGGAGCUCAAUAUUGCACAUCAUUUUUUGUUUGGGAUUUUAUGAAAAUAUUUUUGUGAGAAAUACAAAUUCAAUUUUGUGCCAAUACAAUAUUGGUGAUGGUGGUCAUCACGCAUGUGACACAUGUAACUUACUAGCCUAAUUAAUUAAUCAAAUUACCUGACAUAGUGGAUUUGUUGGCAUAGUGGCACCGCUAAGCCCAGGGCAUGGGAUCAAAUCCCGGCCACUUUUCUGUGCAGUAAAGGUGAAAUCACUUCAUCCCAGGCAUUGGGUGCACAUUAAAGAGUCCCAGAUGGUCAAAAUAAUUCUAGAGUCCCCCACUAUUGCCUGACUCAUAAUCACAGUGUGGUUUUGACACCGAAAACCUCAGAAUUGAAUUAAUCAGGUGGUUAUAAGCAUUAAGAGACAUGUUGCUGUUGUAUUCGAAAAUUGCCUUUAUUUUUUCUAUACAAUACAAAGGACCACAGACUAAAAGCUACAAAAGUGUAGCUUGAGUACACUUGAGGCCAGUCAGUUGGAGUUGACAACAAGAAAUAAUAACACUAAGGUAUUUAUUCACUUAAACAAGUACACUUGUAACCUUCCAAAAUGUAGCUUGUGUGCAAAACUAGGCAGUCCAGCUUGACCACAACUGUGACAUCUAAAUUAAUCACUGAAUAACAAAUACUGACUGUUUUUAAUAUUUGGUACACAUAAACACAGUACAAACGCUUCCCAACAGCCAAAACAUAACAUUUAUUUAACUACAUUUGUCUAAGGAGCAGGAUACAGUCAAGAACAAUUAGAAUGGCAAGAGUACAACAGACCCUACAACAUUGCAUAAUAUUUAACACACUAGAGCAAAAGAAAUGAGUGUAUAAUGUAAGGACAAAUGAAAAUGUCAGCGCUGAAGGACACAUCUUUCUCACUCCACUGAAGCUAAUGAAAGCAUAAUUCAAUUUUAAUUUAUUAAAAUGUGUAACCGGGAAGUCAUGGCUUCUUUUCCCAUAUUCAGUAUAAACAUGCAGUACAACACACAUCUCUAUGUAGCAAAGAGGGCGGACUUCCACGUUCGUAAUUUUGAAACUUUCUAGAAAAUAUUUCUUAUUCAAUGCAGUUAAUGCUCCGUAUAACAAAGCUUAAUAUAUCGAAAUUCUCGAUAUAACGAAGUGUUUACCUUUUUAUAACUUUUUGGCCAUAGUACACCACGUAUAUUGAACUUCAAUAUAACGUGUGUUUAUUCACGAUUUAUACAUCAAAUGUUCUUGACUCCGCGAACGAAUACAGAGACAAUAAAUGGAGAUUUCCGCGGA
Molecule: messenger RNA, 6512 nt
Organism: Dermacentor andersoni
Lineage: Eukaryota; Metazoa; Arthropoda; Arachnida; Ixodida; Ixodidae
Gene: IntS14
Product: integrator complex subunit 14
Biological process (GO): snRNA 3'-end processing
Cellular component (GO): integrator complex
Source: RefSeq, a predicted model, not a curated record